AUGCCAUCUAUAGAGGAUGCCAAACGUGCUGCAGCUCGCGAAGCUGUUGCAAACCACUACCCUCAAUCCCCCAAGUUUGUUGGCAUCGGAAGCGGGACGACCAUCGUGUAUGUGGUCGAAGCCAUCAAAGCGCUGGGAGUUGAUACUUCAUCCACCUCUUUUGUGCCUACCGGAUUCCAGUCGAAUCAACUCAUUGUGAAUGCGGGGUUGACGCCCGUCGCAUUCGACGCACUGCCAGAAGGCGCCAUUUUGGAUGUCGCGUUUGACGGCGCUGACGAGGUUGAUGAUGAUUUAAAUUGCAUCAAAGGCGGCGGCGCAUACUAUCGGAAACUUCAGUCCCGCCUUCUCACCGCCUGGCCUUCCGUACCCAUCGAGGUCGCCCCUCUCGCAUCACGCAGAGUCAUCACCGCCCUCAAAGCGCUCGGAAGCCCCGCGCCCCAGCUCCGGCAUUCGCUAGUGCAGCGAGAAGGCCCUAUCAAAACAGACCAAAGCUUCUUCAUCGUUGACGCUCCGUUCCCACAGCUCCUCACAGCGUCAGAUAUCGCAAGCGGGAAGGCUGAUGCCGCGACGGACGCUCAAUGGGAGGUAGAAGCGCUGGCAAGGGAGAUUAAACAAAUUCCCGGCGUACUAGAGGUUGGGCUAUUCUGCGGUCUUACCGGACCACAAGCCCAGGCUGCUGGCGGCGUUGGUGGCCAGAAACCGAUUGCAGCAUAUUUUGGAAUGGCCGAUGGGUCUGUUCAGUCGCGGAAGGCCAAAUCAAUGCCGGAAAUUGUUGCAGCGAAAUCAUGA
Molecule: messenger RNA, 789 nt
Organism: Uncinocarpus reesii 1704
Lineage: Eukaryota; Fungi; Ascomycota; Eurotiomycetes; Onygenales; Onygenaceae
Product: ribose 5-phosphate isomerase A
Exons: 2
Coding region: 1-789 (262 amino acids)
Biological process (GO): D-ribose metabolic process; pentose-phosphate shunt, non-oxidative branch
Cellular component (GO): intracellular membrane-bounded organelle
Molecular function (GO): ribose-5-phosphate isomerase activity
Source: RefSeq, a predicted model, not a curated record